CCUACGUCGUAUUGUAAUAUUGGCUUGAAAAGUAAAAAUAUUUUAUUUCCCUUACUAAUUUUUAAGAGACAAAUAUGGCCUAGUUGAUGAUUGAUGAGGGUUAUUUUAGUCAGUUUACAAUGUCAGAUCAAUGUGUUUCUUUUCACCAUCACACCAACAAUAAUACCUCCACAACAAUCGGCCUCGCCGCCACCACGGCCGCCACCAUUGACAGUGAAUUCCGGCGAAUGAACCACCGCCAACGCCGCCACAGGUUGUGGUGCCACCACCACUAUCCUUACCCUCAAAACCCCAUAGCCGACGGUGACUUGGUGGUAUUCCGGAGAAGGAAGUCCAAAAACGACGGUGACAACCCCAUAGCCGAAGUUCUCGCGCUUGGCGGCGGCAGGUUUGGCGACGGCAAGCUCGGUUCAGAUUUGGGAGAGCGUGGAAAAACAGAGAGGAAAGUUGGGCGAGGAUGGCACUGGAAGAUUAAGGAGAAGGAAUACCAAGGGAGAAUACUUCCUCCAACACACCCACAAUGUGUUCGUGUGCAGUCCAUAUUGAGAGACAUAGUUCAAGGAAUGCUCACUGGUUUACUUAUUAAAAUGACUGCAAUGUUUCAAGGUAUGGAUCUGAAGACACUUUACUUAUAUCGAGGAUAGACCAGGAUUGCCAAAAGAGGCCAGAUCAGAAAUGUAUGAUAAAAUCAGGGACUAGGCAUUUGGAAGGAUUGAAUUGGGAAGUGCUGGUGGUGGAAUCUUCUGAGAUAAAUGAUCUUUACCUCUAUAACGGGAAGAUUGUUAUUUAUACAGGGAUGCUUGACUUUUGCAAUUCAGAUGCAGAGAUAGCAACUUUUCUAGGACAUGAGGUCGGGCAUGGUGUGGCAUGGCAUGAAUCAGAAUAUUUCGUGACUUGUGUCCUAUUAUGGCCUUUUUAUUAUGUGCAGAUACUCCCAAUGAUAGCAGAACUAGUAUAUAAGUACACAUUGCGGAGGUAUACCAGAUCCCCUAAUUGAGAUAUAUAUAUUUUUUGAUAAGUUCUAAUUGAGAUAUGUUAAUAUGCUUAACAUUAUUGUUAUGUAUAGUUUUCAUAUGAAUUAUUAUGUACUUGGUCCAAUUAACACAACUAUUGUUAAGCAACUGAAAUACCUUCUGGAAACAGGCUCAGUUAAAUGCAAAUGGAUGCUUUUCAUGUUAAUUUAUUGUAUUAUUUCCCCUUUUAUGAUAAAAUGAAUAGAACAAAAGUGAAUUCCACCCUGAUCAUGUAAUAUUCCUUAUGUUUCCAUACAUGGCAUAUAUUUAUAAUCUCCAUAUAUUUCUAGUCCUUGCUUAUUUUUUUUUUUUUGUCAGUAAAUAAUACUUUAAGCUUUUUCACUGUGUUUAAUCAUACACGUUAAACAUAUGUUCCUUUGCAGACAGCUCGUGAACAAAUUUUGCUGCAUAUAACUUACUAAUUCAAUAAUUUCACAUACAGAUUAUAAAUGUCUGAAGAUUUCCCAAUUUAUUUACUAAAUUAUAAUUUGUUAUAUUCCCUAAACAUUUAAAAAAUACAAAAGCUCAACACCUCUACCUCCUGAUCUUGCAUUCCGUUUAUACUUUAUAACCUGUAAGAUGCAAGAAUGAAAGACAGAAUGGAGAAAGCAAUAGAUGUAAGAAAAAUAUAUGUGAUAGAAACAACUUUAACAUAUAAGAAGGAUUUUGUUAUUGUCAAAGAAGAAAUGGCUAUUGACACAUCAAAUAAUUGUACGGACAGUUGUACAUGAUGCAUCGAGUUGCAUAAUAUGGCUAUAGAAUUACUAAGAACAGGUUGCUAGUUUUAGGAAUAGUUUCAAUCUUCCAUGUACUUUAUAAACUAGUGUCGUACAAAUUAAUUUGGAUCUAUACUUGUAUGCUUAAAAUUAGUUACUAUUGGGUGUCAAAGUGUUAGUGAGUAGAUUGGAGGUAUUUGUAGUCUUGUAUGAUGUUUUGGCAUUAUUGGAUACUUGAAUUAAUUGUAAAAAACUACUUCUAACUGCUUAUUGCAAGUAUAUAAUUUCUUGAGAGUCCUUGUUAUCCUAACUAUGAUUCCUCAAUGACAGAUUGAUUUACGGCACAAGUUAACACAUACCCUAAAUAUUGACUAGUAGCUCUCAACUUAGCCAUAAAUUCCGAAAUAAGGAUACUGUAUGAGAUUUGUGACAAGGUAAGUGAAAAAAGAGAACUUAGAUGUCUGCACGAGAUGGUCAAGGGCUGUUUUCUAGGUCAAAAUACCAUUAGAAGAAAAACUAUGUCUAAGUUUGGAACCCUUAUCCCCAAAAACUACAAUGGUGAUUGCUUGCUGGCAUCAAAUUCCUUCAUAGUAGUAGUAAGAUGGUGCAGAGGGCUCUCUUUUUAACUGAAUUGCCUGAGCUGAGGGAAUGGGAACAAGAUAGAGAGGAGGCCACCAAAGGGUUUAGUCCAAGUGGUACCUAGUCCUCCUUGCAAAUACAAGGUUGACGUCUUUAAUGGGUGACUUAUGAUCAGUAGUCAUUAAGGAUUUUGAUAAUGUCACAUAUACAUGUUCUCGCAGACUACACAUUUAGCAGUUAAGUACUGAAGCUUCACAAUUCAAACAAUGAUCAGUAGACAUGAAGGAUCAAUACUGAUAGGUUCAUUAUAUGUUAUUACCAAAAUUACUUCUGACCAUAGAGAUUGUUGCUUCAGUUUAAGGAUUUCCUUCACUGAAAAUUGAAGAAUUACUCCCAGAUCAACUUACUCUUCCUUAUCGUUCUUCAGUGUAACUAUUCCUAUAAUAUAAUUCUAUUAAGUGUUUCCUUCGAAUAUAAUGAAAGAUGAAGUGACAAGCUUGUAGAAAUCCAGGUUCUGAUUCCAACUCGAACUCUAAUAAUCCUUUACACUGGAAGAACUAAAUGCUCUGCAAUGACCUUGACAUUUACAAUUGAGUUUACUACUACUACAGUCCAAUAUGUAAAAGAAGGAUUUUCGAGUACUUGUCAUUUUGGAUUAUAAAUACAAUGUAUAUAUGUGUGUGUUAAAAAUACAAUUUGUACAUGUGUGUGUGUGUGUGUGUGUGUUUGUGUUUAAUUAUAUAUGCCAAAUUACAAGAAGAUGAGGAAAUUGUGAAGUGGAGGAAUGACUACAAAGUAGGUGAGGAGGCUAAUGAAUUGGCAAAAUGUCAGAGACAAGUUAUCAUUUUUGAAGUAUGUAUGAAACUUCUAAGACAGUUGAACAAAGUAUUGAGAUCUUGAAUAAUAUUUUAACUUAUCAGCCCAUAGAACAUAUCUUGCUACUUGCAAAUUGAAGUCUAUUUUGUCCAUUUCCUGCGAGUUCCAAUAAAAUAAUUCCAAGUUUCAUCCUAAACAACUGAACUGCCCAUCCAAAACAACCAAACUGCCCAUCCAAAAGACCAAUAUUCUAAUUAAAAUUGACCACGUAUCCAAGGUUGAACCAUAAUUUUGUAGAAAGCACAGGCAAUUUGAAAAAGCAACCCCUAUAUAUAGCCAUCACUAGUGAUACCACUUAGCAUCAAGAAUUACACACACACAAUCACAGAGAGACAGAUCAUGAAGAACUUCAGCUUAGGAGCACCUGUGCUCGUAUUGCUCAUUGUCCUUGUUACACAUUGUCUAGAAGCUGAAGCUCAAGUCUGCAGACCAAGUGGCAAAAUUAGAGGUAUAAAACCUCCUCCUGGACAAUGCAACCAGGAGAAUGACUCGGAGUGCUGUGUGCAGGGCAAACUUUACACCACUUACAAGUGUUCACCAGGUGUGUCAAGUAACACUAAGGCGGUUCUUACUAUUAACAGUUUCCAGCAGGGUGGAGAUGGUGGAGGACCAUCAGAGUGUGAUAAUAAGUACCACCCAGAUAACACGCCAGUCGUGGCACUGUCAACCGGAUGGUACAACAAAGGGGGAAGGUGUCUCAACAACAUCACCAUAAGUGCUAAUGGACGGAGUGUAAACGCUAUGGUUGUUGAUGAGUGUGACUCCACAAUGGGAUGCGAUGAAGACCAUGAUUAUCAGCCUCCAUGCAACAAUAAUAUUGUUGAUGCCUCAAAAGCUGUGUGGGAAGCCUUAGGUGUGCCCUCCGAUAACUGGGGCGAGUUGGAUAUCACUUGGUCUGAUGCUUGAAAUUAACCUAACCUAUUACUUGUGUUCUAAAAUCUUGUCUACUUUUUAUGUCUUCCCCCACCCACUUUUUUUUCUUCUUUCUGAUAGAUGUUUUCAUUGUAUCAGUUCAUUGUGGUAUGAAAUCCUAAAUUAUGUAUCUUGUAUUGUAUGUAUUCUUGGUGUUUUAAAUAAAAAUGUUGUAAAAUUUCAGAUAUUAUGAAACACGAGCAAAA
Molecule: messenger RNA, 4302 nt
Organism: Cornus florida
Lineage: Eukaryota; Viridiplantae; Streptophyta; Magnoliopsida; Cornales; Cornaceae
Product: kiwellin-1-like
Exons: 3
Coding region: 3524-4090 (188 amino acids)
Cellular component (GO): membrane
Molecular function (GO): metalloendopeptidase activity
Source: RefSeq, a predicted model, not a curated record